AUACUAGGUCACACCGAGUACAACACUACAAUCUUUCCAGAACCCAUAACCGCCGAUCUAUAUUCCUGUUUCACUUCCAGGUUUAGAUCUCUCAACUCAUCAUAUUAUCUCCGCUUUUCCUGUUUUUCUCAAAAUUAACUGCUGAUGAUAAUCAUUUUAUAUAACGUCUUUGGCGAAAAUAGUAGUUCGAUCAAAACACGUUUAGUUUUUUUUUUUUUUUUUGUAUCUCUGGUGUCUGGGCAGCCACUUUCCCAAAUAUCCCCCGAAGGGGUCCAGCGCCCCAGCAGUAAGGAUGUUAAAUCGCUGUGGCCGGGUUUCGAAGCUGGGUGGCGGGCACCUCAGCCAAGGUUCCAUUAUAGGUAUUGGUGACUGUAACAAUCAUCAUGAUGGUAGAUCAAAGACAAGGAAAAGGUGAAUACAUUCAGUGGAGACCAGAAGAGAGCAAAUUGUUGAUUGAGCUAGUAGCAAACUGCUUCAAGGAGGGAUGGGUUGAUCCCAGUGGAAAAAUGUUCAAGAAAACCGUUGAGACAAAGAUACUUUCAGUUCUUAACGAAAAAUUUAAUAGCCGGAAGACUUAUAAGAAUUUUAACAACCGAAUGAAGAUCUUGAAGAACCAAUACCGAGAUUUUGUCAAUCUUCUGCAUUUUGAUUCUAAGGUUCAGUGGAAUCCAAUCACAAAGAAGUUCACGGCUCCUGAUGAAGUGUGGAACGCUUACCUUAGAGACUUUCCUAACCAAAGGCAUGUGCGUAACGAGACAUAUGAAGAAUAUGAGAAUAUGAAGGUAGUAUUUGGGGGAAUGAGGAGAUUUGCGAGAUUACAUUCUCAGCCAUCGGAAGUGAGAAAGAACGAGAUACUGAAACAAGAAGUGGAUCUUACUAAGGAUGAUGACGAUGACGAGGUUCAUGAAAUUCGUGAAACCGAAGCUGUUGUAUUUGGUGAUUCAUCAAACUAUGCAUCAGUCAAGGACAAUGAUCUUUUGGCAAAGAUUUGCACAGAACUAAGGUCAGUUGAGUCGGCCACUAAACAGAUGAUUCACAUAAUGCAAGGAAGAUCAAUGGUUGAGGAAAACAAGAAGAUCAAUGUUUGGGAGGCUAUCAAAGAGAUUCCUAAUUUGUCCAACCAUGUCCAAUACGAAGCUCUUUCCAUGAUUCAAAAGCUUCAGAUGGGAGACAUAUUUGUUAAUAUGUCUGUUGAAGAUCGUCUAGGUUGGAUUCAAUGGAAUACCCAGCGAAAGACUUAACUCCAAGCUA
Molecule: messenger RNA, 1251 nt
Organism: Raphanus sativus (radish)
Lineage: Eukaryota; Viridiplantae; Streptophyta; Magnoliopsida; Brassicales; Brassicaceae
Exons: 3
Coding region: 384-1241 (285 amino acids)
Source: RefSeq, a predicted model, not a curated record